UUCUCAGCUGACAACGAAAUUUUACGAACAAAAAUUGAUCAGUUAAUGAAGAGGAUUCAUGCAGAUGAUCAGUCGCAACAGAUCACCAGACUCAAUUUGAUCCUCAACGAUGUUGUCUCGGAAAAUAAGAAAUUACUGGCUUGCAAAGAACGCCAAAGAAUGGACAUUGAUGCACUCGAGGCCACGUUAAAGGACCAGAGGAAUCAUAUCGCGAUUCUCGAAAAAGCUCUGAGUAAUGCGCAAGAAAAAGCACGGAGGAAAGAACGGGAGGCCGAGGAACUUACAGAGCGGAUGGAACGAGCCGAGUCGUUGCAGAGAGCUGUUGAAAAAUCAAUGUUUGAUAAGCGUUCACAAGAAGAUGAAUGGAAACGUGAGAGGGCGCAGCUCGAAAUGGAGAAUGCUCAACUGAAGAUGCAGCUAGCAAAGGAAAAUAAUCGCAUAACAUUGCUAGAGAAAAAUACGAUUGAGCUGGAAGCGAAAUUUCACGAAGAAAUGCAGCGGAACAAAAUGGCGAUUGCAACACAAUCAGACACGCUUAGUAGUGAAGAAAUUGAGAGAAUUUCAAGCUCGGGAAAACUAAAGAAAAUGGAAGAAGAAAAGAGCGAGAAAGAUCGUAAAAUUGCUGAACUGACGGAGGAGAAAGAAAGACUGUCCGAGAAAUUGGAGGAUGAGAGGAAGAACAUGGAGAACAGGACAAAUUUAUUGGAACGAGAAAUCGACCGUAUAAGAAUUGGUGAUGAUCGCAGAUUUCGAGAGGAUAUGGCACGCAUGGAACAAAUGCGAUUGAAAAUCGCCGAUAGACGUUGCUUUACAACUGAACAUGCUCGUAACAGCGAGGAUGACGAGAUCUUUUCGAGCAUUUCGAAAAGAUCUGCAAAUAAACUGAAAGAGUCUCCUGCCGCUGCCGCUGCUGCUGCUUCUGUUAUGAUAUGUUCUUCACCGAUUGCUUCUGGUUUAGCUGCUGACGAAGAAUUACAUAUAAGAAAAGAACAGAUUUGGGAAGUUUGA
Molecule: messenger RNA, 1008 nt
Organism: Gongylonema pulchrum
Lineage: Eukaryota; Metazoa; Nematoda; Chromadorea; Rhabditida; Gongylonematidae
Source: the annotation of a GenBank genome assembly